CUAAAAUCAAGAUAAACCGAUUGUUAUCAUGAAUAAAAUCUGCUUACCGUAAACCUUUCGGGAUUUUCACAUUUCAGUUUUCGCCUUUCCGGGGCCUGGGCUUUUCCAGCAUUAUAUAAUAACUCAUUAUAAAAAGAAAAUCGUUAAUUAUUAUCACUGUUUACUGCCUAGUAGCUAGUGCCUACAAGCGACAUGAACAAAUUUGGUUAACACUAUACCUACCAGAAUUGUAAUUGUUUGAUUUUGUUUUUUUCUUUAAUUUAUUGAAUAGUUAUUUAUCUUUUUUGUAAUUCAAUUUUAAAUUAAUACGUUAUUUAAUUUUUAAAUUGUGUGUUUAGUUAUGUAGUGAAUAUUUUAAAAUGGAUACAAGUAACGAUUAUUUAUUAGCUCUACAGUUGCAAAACGAGUUGAUUGAUCUCACCGAUAUCGAAAGUACUCGAGGAAGUGCCUCCUAUAAUGAUUCGAUUGCAUCUACAUCCUCAUCCAGUUUUACUGCAAUAAUUGAUUUAACGAAAUCAGAAAAGACUAUAGGUAAAAAAAAAAAAACUGUUAACAUUUAUACUUCUCCACCAAAACGUUUACGUUAUCAAGCUGCAGUGGCUAAAGAUAGUAUAGUGAAUCAUUCUUGGGAAACAUUAGAUCCAAAUCCAGAUAUACAUGGUUUGUUUCUAGCAUUCAAUCGACAAUAUUUUUGGGGUACUUUAGAAACUGUAAUGAUACAGUGGAGCAAGAGGAUGACAGUCUGUGCUGGUUUAUGCAGAUUUCAACAUGGAUUUUGUUCUAUAAGUCUUAGCGAGCCAUUGCUCAAACUUAGACCUCGUAAAGAUUUAGUUGAAACAUUAUUACAUGAAAUGAUACAUGCUUAUUUGUUCCUUACCAAUAGCAGGGAGCAUAGAGAUAGAGAUGGACACGGAGCAGAGUUUUGCAAGCACAUGUAUAGGAUCAACAUUCAAGCUGGUACUAAUAUCUCAAUUUAUCAUAAUUUCCACGAAGAAGUAAAAUCAUAUAAACAACAUUGGUGGAGAUGUAAUGGACCAUGUAAAAGUAUUAGGCCAUUUUAUGGGUAUGUAAAAAGAAGUAUGAACCGUGCACCAGGACCAAAUGAUAGAUGGUGGGUUAACCAUCAAACUACUUGCAGUGGACAUUUUAUCAAAGUUAAAGAGCCUGAAGACUAUGGUGCAAAGAAAAAAACAGCUAUUAAACAGCCUAUUCCUAAACAAUCAGUUAAAUCUGCUAAUAAAAUCACAAAUUUUGUUAAGAUAUUAGAUACAAAAAAAGUCACCGAGGAGAAUUCUAAAAUUAAAAAAUCUACAGAUAAUGAUCAACAAAAAACCCAGGAUGACCCAUAUAUAGGCAAUGAUGAUGAUAUAACUUUAUGUCCUGUUUGUAGUGAUCCUGUGUUUAGAGAUUUUUUGAAUAGCCAUUUGAAAAAUUGUAGUCAAUUGAAACAGAUGUUCGGUGAUGAAAUUGAUGAAAUGAAAGGUAAAUGCAAAUGCCUAGUUUGUAAUGAAACAGUUGAUAGAUCCUUAAUGGAUACACAUUUAGAUGGUUGCAAAAUGUUGAUUAAUGUAUUUGAAAAUGACUUUGAAAGUCUUUCUGAUGAAAAUAAUUGCAUAAAUUGCCCAAAUUGUGAUAAAUUGGUUAAAGAAAGCAUUAUAAAUGAACAUUUAGAUAUUUGUAUUUCUAGUUGAAAAAAAUCAAUUAAAUUGUUCUAGCUGUAAAAUUGCCUUUGACAGUAUUAUAGAACUAGCCAACCAUAUUGAUAAUUGUAUUU
Cinara cedri is the source of this 1774-nucleotide messenger RNA. The record is from the annotation of a GenBank genome assembly. Lineage: Eukaryota; Metazoa; Arthropoda; Insecta; Hemiptera; Aphididae.